AUGUGUAAGCAGUUUGAAGAUGGAUUAAAUGAGGAUAUAAAACUUCUAGUUGGGAUUCUCGAGGUGAAAGAAUUUGUUUUUUUAGUCAAUAGAGCACAUAAAAUCGAUGAUCUUAGCAAAGAGAAAGAAAAGCUAAUUUUGAAGUCAGAGAUUCAAGAAAAAGGUUCUAAGACGCAAGUUACGUCUGUAGCUAGUGUAGGUAGUGUUAAAGAUAAUAAAUGUGAUUCUCAACGGUGUGGACGUCGAGAUUUUGGAGAGUGCAGAGCGAAAGACGGGGCGUGUUUCAAGUGUGGUUCACUUAAGCAUUUUAGUCGUGAUUGCCCGAAAAUAUUUGAUAAAGAAAAAGUUCAGAAUAUUCGAUCUAGCAACAAUACCAUGAGGGGUAGACCACCACGUAACCCUAAAAAUGUUAUUUGUAGUUGUGGUGUAACAAAACACUCUGCUGUGAGAUCCGAGGCACGAGCACCAGCUAGGGCUUCCGCUAUUCGUGCACUAGAGGAAGCUUUUGCGCCAGAUGUUAUUACGGGUACUUUCUCUAUCAUUGACCCUGAUGUUAUUGCUUUGAUUGAUCCUAGAUAA
Molecule: messenger RNA, 579 nt
Organism: Gossypium raimondii (Peruvian cotton)
Lineage: Eukaryota; Viridiplantae; Streptophyta; Magnoliopsida; Malvales; Malvaceae
Exons: 2
Coding region: 1-579 (192 amino acids)
Molecular function (GO): nucleic acid binding; zinc ion binding
Source: RefSeq, a predicted model, not a curated record